Messenger RNA from Apodemus sylvaticus (European woodmouse), 1991 nucleotides. It is a transcript of the gene Tmem186, whose product is annotated as transmembrane protein 186. The record is from RefSeq and is a predicted model, not a curated record. The transcript has 2 exons. Lineage: Eukaryota; Metazoa; Chordata; Mammalia; Rodentia; Muridae. Gene Ontology annotation, cellular component: mitochondrion. Bases 184 to 834 code for a protein of 216 amino acids.
AAGAUUCCCGAAUGGCUCACAGAACGCUGGCGGCCGAUACAAAAUUUGAACUACAAUUCCCAAACCAUAGUACAUUUUUUUUUUUUUUGAGUUGGCGCAUGCGGAGUUUUAACCGCUCGCGCAUGCGCCCUUUAAGUUUCCGGAGACAAGGUUAGCGUACUUCCUGUAGCAGGCGGCAGGCUCAUGGCUUUCCUCCUUCGAGCCGUGCCAAGGUUGCAGGGGCCCUCUGCAUGGAGGAGGCCGCUACAGGGACUGUGGUGCCGCGCUGCGCAGGGGGAUUCCAAAAGGUGGGUGGGGAGCAGGUCUCCCCGCUCACAGGAGAAGCCCCCAGGCCCCGAGACUGAAACAUUCCACACGAUCUACCGAUUCAAUGCCAUCAGAGCACUUGGGUUCCUGUCGCGGAUGAAGUUGGCACAGACGGCUGUGACUGUGGUGGCCCUGCCCCCUGGCUUCUACUGCUACUCACAAGGCCUCAUGACCCUCAAUUCGCUGUGCCUUAUGAGUGGGGUCGCCAGCUUUGCCCUGGCCAUGCUCUGUUGGAUGAGCUACUUCUUCCGGAGACUGGUGGGCAUCCUGUAUGUGAACGAGUCAGGUACCGUGCUUCGAGUGGCCCACCUGACCUUCUGGGGCAGGCGACAGGACACAUACUGUGCCGUGUCAGACAUGAUACCCCUGUCAGAAUCCGAGGAACAGGUCCAGGACGUGUUCGUGCGCAUCCAGCAGUACAGUGGCAAGCAGACCUUCUACCUCACCUUACGCUACGGCCGAAUCCUGGACAGGGAACGUUUCUCACAAGUGUUCGGAACCCUGGCCACACUCAAGAACAGCAACUAGGCCUCUCGUAGCCCUGGCUACACUUGGAUUUUUAGACAGAAGGCUGAGGACAUGAAUGAGACAAAAGCUAAUACCGGGAACUGGGCUGGUGCGCAUUUUGUAGACUGCUUGUUUAGCAAGCAGGACGUGGAGCCCUGGGUUCAUUCCUAGCACUGCAUGGAGCCAGGCAUUGGUAUGCCUGCUUAUACUCAGUACUGGUGGCACAGGCAGGCAGAGAAAAAGUUCAGGGGCCAAAAAGGAAGGUAUUAACCAGCUUUAGGAAAAAGCCCUUAGUGGAGCAUUAUACUGUAUAGGACAUCCCGUCAGAUAGUGGCCAGAAGUUUCUAUGAAGAGGCAGUGCCUGGAAGAGUGCUAUGCCAAGAUCACCGAGGCAGCCGCUGCUGUGAAACUGGAAGGCAGAGGGUUGGCAGAGGAGCACAGGAUGUGGCGUCGGGACGUGGGUGGUGCUGAGCCUUACUUCCUUGACCUGGGGCAGGACAUUUCGGUUCUGAACCUUGGAUUGCAUUGUGAGAUGGAAGACCCUCCUCUCAUGGGGACAGAUUUGAAAGUAAGAAUAACAGCUGGGGCUUUGUAGCAGAGCUCUUGCCUAGCAUGUGCAAGUUCUAAGUUCCAUCCCCAGCCUACAGAACUGGCCAAACCAGUGAAUACCCAGUGCUGUGUAAGGUAAGUGGCCCAGAGCCUACAACACAGAGCAAGGCUUCUAGGCUGCCUCUGGGGCGGCACCCUUCCUCAUGCUCACCAGCUGGAUGGCUGUGGCCAAAGCCCAGAGUGGACUUUUUUUUUUCCAUCAACAAGUCACUGUACACCAACAGAGGUAGGGACAGCACCCCCUGAAACUACGUCGAUCACCAGGAGGUCCAGGGGCACUCACACUUGGGAGCUUUGUAGUGUCAUCGGAGCAGAGGGACUCUGUCCAAGCAAAAAUUCAUCAUCUGAAGGACAGUGCAUGUGCUGUCUUUCAUAAUGAGUAACAAAAUAUGUGCUUAUUAGGUUAUUGUACCUGCAUUAAAUGGAAAGCAACCAUGAUUGUUGUAAUUUGUUCACCAGAGUGCGUUUGUUUUGUAGCUUUUUAGUAGUUUCCUUCCUUUAAGAAUUAUUCUUUUAUUUAUUUGUGUGUGUGUACCACUGUGCAUAUAAAGAGGCUGGAGGACAACUUU